UCGGAUGUUGAGAGGAGGGAUUCGUAUUCUUGGUGCCGAAGAAUUGCUCUUAGAUUUUGAUUUCAGUGACGAGCAAAGUGUGUAAAUGGCGAACGUAGACGAAGGUUAUUCAUCUAAGAAAUGGCUUCCACUUGAAGCGAAUCCAGAUGUUAUGAAUCAGUAUCUUUGGGGACUUGGUCUUGCCCCAGAUGAAGCAGAGUGCAAUGAUGUGUUUGGCUUAGACGACGAACUUCUUGAGAUGGUUCCAAAGCCUGUUCUUGCUGUUCUCCUUCUUUACCCCAUCACCAAAAAGUGUGAAGAAGAGAGAAUCCAGCAAGACAAAGAAAUCAGGGAAAAGGUGCAUAGUGACAAAGUCUACUUCAUGAAACAAACUGUGGAUAAUGCUUGUGGAACCAUUGGGCUUCUUCAUGCUAUUGGGAACAUUACCUCCGAAAUCAAACUCUCUGAGGGAUCCUUCUUGGAUAGAUUCUUCAAAUCCACUGCCAAUAUGACUCCUAUAGAGCGUGCAAGGUUUCUUGAGAAUGACAGUCAAAUAGAAGAUGCUCAUUCUGUAGCAGUUACAGCUGGUGAUACACCGGCUCCAGAUGACGUGGACACGCAUUUCAUUUGUUUAGCUUGUAUAGAUGGUGAGCUUUAUGAACUUGAUGGAGAUAGGGCAGGACCAGUUUCACAUGGUGCUUCCUCUCCAGCUACCUUGUUGCAGGACGCAGCGAAAGUGAUAAAGAAGAUAAUAGAGAAGAAUCCGGAUUCUCUCAACUUCAAUGUGAUAGCCAUCUCUAAGAAAGCCUGAGAGACUCUUCUCAAGAUGCAACGCUCGUACGUCCUAAGUUGUUUCUGAGUAGAUGACUUACUUCGAUUCUCUUUUUGUACAUUUUGAAUCUUCUUUUCUUGUUUCUGAAUAAUGGUUUAGAGUAGAUCAAUAGAACAUACAAUCGAAUCAUACUGCCUUUAGAUUCAUAUAUUGUAUUUCCAUGGGUAAUAAUAACACAGUUGAUAAUCACA
Molecule: messenger RNA, 1002 nt
Organism: Capsella rubella
Lineage: Eukaryota; Viridiplantae; Streptophyta; Magnoliopsida; Brassicales; Brassicaceae
Product: ubiquitin carboxyl-terminal hydrolase 3-like
Exons: 9
Coding region: 86-790 (234 amino acids)
Biological process (GO): ubiquitin-dependent protein catabolic process; protein deubiquitination
Cellular component (GO): cytoplasm
Molecular function (GO): cysteine-type deubiquitinase activity
Source: RefSeq, a predicted model, not a curated record